UAGCGUCGGCCUUUUCUUCCGGGCUUCUAUGGCGUCGGCGAAGGGAAUCGAAGCGGCCAACACGAUUAGGGUUUCGGACAUGGAGAAGAUGAGCGUGGAUCAGCUCCGAGUCCUAAAGGAGCAGUCUGAUAUCGAGGUCAAUCUCCUACAGGAUAGCCUUAACAAGAUCAGGACAGCUGCCACCCGUCUCGAGAUCGCAUCCACUGCCCUCCACGACCUGUCUCUCCACCCUCAAGGUAAGAAGAUGCUUGUACCUCUCACGGCGUCUCUCUACGUCCCGGGAAUCCUUGACGACGCUAAGAAGGUCCUUGUUGAUGUUGGAACCGGUUAUUUUAUUGAGAAAACUAUGGCAGAAGGGAAAGAUUACUGUGAGCGGAAAAUCAAUUUACUGAAAUCUAAUUUUGAAGAACUUGUCGAGAUGACUUCAAAGAAGAAAAGCGUAGCAGAUGAUCUAGGGCUGAUCCUGCAUGCCAAGCUAAGGCAAUCAUCUCCAAGCUCAUGAACACACUCAUUUGUUGCAUCUUUGUUACAGCUUUGCUCAAGUUCUAAGAACAUCAGGAAUGGCUUUAGUUGUUGUCGCCUUUAAUAUUUUGCGAAUAUUGUUUCUAAUAGUUUACGAAUUUAUAUUGAAUCAGACAAUGUAAGAUUUAAUAAUCAGUAUUCUUAAAAAAAAAUUUGGUGGUUUAAUUGUAGA
Molecule: messenger RNA, 694 nt
Organism: Dendrobium catenatum
Lineage: Eukaryota; Viridiplantae; Streptophyta; Magnoliopsida; Asparagales; Orchidaceae
Product: probable prefoldin subunit 5
Exons: 4
Coding region: 29-502 (157 amino acids)
Biological process (GO): protein folding; regulation of DNA-templated transcription
Cellular component (GO): cytoplasm; prefoldin complex
Source: RefSeq, a predicted model, not a curated record